Sorex fumeus (smoky shrew) is the source of this 1128-nucleotide messenger RNA. RefSeq names its product MANSC domain containing 4 (gene MANSC4). The record is from RefSeq and is a predicted model, not a curated record. The transcript has 5 exons. Lineage: Eukaryota; Metazoa; Chordata; Mammalia; Eulipotyphla; Soricidae. Bases 1 to 1128 code for a protein of 375 amino acids.
AUGCGGGGGGCGGCCGGCGUGCUCCUGCUGCCGCUUUUGGGUGUAGGGGCCGCGGUGGCCGCGCUCUGCUCGCCCACCGUCUUCUACAGGGACUGCUGGAUCCGGCGCUUCCCGGGGCUGCUCCUGGACCUGGACGAGUCCCAGCGGCUGGGCGCCCAGGUGCUGCAGUACUACUCGGAGAACACAGGCCAGAAGUGCGGCCGCAGCUGCUGUCUCCGCAAGGACGUGUCCUGCAACGUGGCCGUCUUCUUCCACGACCCCAUCCACGAUGGCGCCAACUGCCUGCACGUGCGCUGCCCGGGCCUGGAGAGCUGCGUGCUGGCGCCCGGGAGCGGGGCCGUGCUCUACAACCUCACGGAUGGCGCGGACCCCGACCUGCUGGUGUUCCAACAGCCCCCGGCCGCCCACCCGCGCACGCGCUCCUCCUCCAGCCCUGGGGAGCGGCCCCGGGAAGCAGGUGCGCGGGGGGUCCUGGGGGUGAGCCCCGAGCUUCCAACCUGGGGGGCUCCGGGCGUGCGCACACACACGGCCCCGCCCGUCUCUGGGGGGAGCCUCCUGCUUCCAGAUGCCCCAACCUCCACAGGGGUACGGGAGGGGCCCCCCAGCUCCGCAGCCCCCAGCCCCCCGGCCCCCAGGACGGCAGACACACCACCUUCACACGUGCCCCGGCCCGCCCGGCUGGAGGGCAGCAAGCAGGCCUCCAACAGGACCAAAGGGGGCAGUCCCGGGCCUGGGCCCCCGGGCAGGGCCUCGGGGGCGUCCCCGGUGUGGCUAGUCCCCGUGGCCCUGUGCUCCGUGGUCGCCUUCCUCGGUGGCUGCGCCGUGGCCGCGACCCUGGCGUGCCGUGCCAAGCAGCAGGGGCAGUAUCGGCCGGGACAGAGGACGCCGGGGAAGACGCGGCCGGGCGCGGGGGGAGAGAGGCGCUGCUUCCCGAGCGCCCGGCUUCCGCGGGCCAGGCCUCCCGCGGGGGAGGACGAGAGGGCGGGAGGAGAGUCGGGCAGGCGGCUGAACAAGCGGGCCCGAAAGCCCGUGAGGGCGGCCGGCAGGACCACAGCGAAGUUCGGGGGGGACCGAAGCUUCUUCAGACGCCAAGUGAAGGUGUCCCCCGCCAAUGACAGGUGUGCCUGA